Messenger RNA from Trichoderma asperellum CBS 433.97, 877 nucleotides. NCBI's taxonomy places the organism in Eukaryota, Fungi, Ascomycota, Sordariomycetes, Hypocreales, Hypocreaceae. The record is from RefSeq and is a predicted model, not a curated record.
GUAUAGCGCAAUGCAGGUAAUUUAAAAUACGCACGUCACAUUUCUCCCUAGAUGGCGGCGGAGAGACCUAAACGACCAAUUCAAAAGAUUGCAAGUAGGUGGGGUUAAAGUCAAUAUCGUAUCAUUCUUCUGUAUAUUAUACCGACUGCUUUUCUGGCUGUUAAACACACGCGCGCGCUGUCCUCCUCUUUAACCGCUGUUACCCUUUCCAAACAAGGAAACAAAAAAGAGACAAAGAAACAAGAGGUUUCCAUUCUUCCCACCAUAACGGAGCAAAGAAAAAACAAAACAAAAACCGGUAGGGAUUAGCAGACGAGAUCUGAUGUUGAGUGUAUCAUGUAAGACGCAAGGGGUAUAUGUGACAUGAGGUAUUUGUCAUUUGAGUAUGUCGUGAGUGGAUGCUGUGGCGUUGGACUUGUUCAUCUCUAUCAAUUCCGCAAAACGAGUAAAAUGACCCCCCUCCAGUGGAAAAAUUCCAUUAUAUCCCAGAUGAUGCAAAAAAAAAAAAAAAAAAAAAAAUAAGGGGUUGAUUUUGGUGUGGUUUGGUGUAAGUGAGUCGAGUCAUGCGCUGUGAUUCUUGGAGAUAGUUGCGAACAGCUUAAUGGUGCAUUAGAAGCUGCUAUCAAAAAGACUCGAAAUAUCACAACGGCGCUGCAAGGCAAGUAUCGAUUAACCCAGCGUGGCUGGUUUUCGUUUACUGGGCCUUCUCGUUGAUGGUCUUUUCCACCGCAGAAGUCGUCUUCCUCCGAGGUCGCAUAACAGCAUCCUGGCUGCUCAUGCGACGGUCGAGAGCGCGCUCCAGCUUUGCGCCGAGGGCGAGCUUGCUCAUGCGCUCGUACUUCUCCUCGGACAGGGUGACGCGCUGAGAAGAGAGGGC